AUGGAGGGUGCACGGGUGACGUCCGAUCACUUUCAGAGUGUGAAACAUCAGUCCUGCGGCCGUAUGGACCGGCUCUACAGGCCCAGGAACGACCGCCGUCCAAACGGCACCAAGGAAAGCCAUGAGCCGGGCUCGUCCGUUCCUCUGCACAGAAGAGACCAGAGCUGGUCCAAGGACUCGAUUAAUGAGCCAAAGAGUAAAGCUGCUGUACCGUUAGCUUGGUGCGAGACGCCAAAACUGGUCAAAAAGGACGCGUCGCUCCGCAGGCGCCUGCUCGUGUCCUGCUCCUCGUCCGACGGGAGUAAGAGCGACUCCGCAACACCUGGAGACAACUCCAGAGAUCACCUGACCCGCGGAGACCACGAGAGCUUCGGCUCUCCAGACCUCAGCCCAACCGGGCCUUUGACUUACAGCACUUUAAAAGCAGAAGACUUGGUUUUCUCCUGUCUUCGGUUCUCCCAGGCGAUCACGUCCACCCUGGAGACCGGCAGGAGCGGCGGCGUCCACAUGAGCCCAAUGCCGUUUCAGAACCAGGCCAUCGCUGAACCCGAUCUCGAUGAAAGCAUCAUAGCUGGUCUUCCUAGCUCUCCACAGACCAGCGACUUCACGCCGCUGAACGCAGAGGCCUUCCGGUCGCCCGUGAGAGCAGGAAAGCCUGUCCUGGACACGUCCUCGCUCACGCCUGCCUCCGAGGACAGCGGCUUCAGCUCUCUGGGUCUGGAUAAAUCGCACGACUCCUCGGUGGACCACGACGGCUCCUUCCAGGAGCUGGUGCUUCCGACGAGCUCGUGCGGGAAAGACAAGAGACGCUCGCGGCUGGAGAGACAGCGCAGACUGUCCACGCUCCGAGAGGGAGGCUCGCAGUCGGAGGACGGGCCCAAGAGCCAGCGGACGGAGCCUCGUGCCAGUAAAGACGAGGUGUUUUUGGACGGGACGCCGCUGACCGUGGCUACCCUGAGGAUGCAGGACCUGUCUCUGAUUCCAGCGCUGCAGGUCGUCCACGCCAUUAGCCGUCAGCAGACCAGUUUAGAGGAGCUGCUCCGCGUGUCGGAGGACGACGGAACCAGCCUGCCGCUCUCGGGACUCAUCGGACGCAAAAUGGGCCUCGAAAAGGUGGACGUCAUCUCAGAGCUGAGGAUGAGAAACCUGAGGCACGUACUGGCUGCUAUCUUGUGUCUCCUGUCUGCAGCUGACCUCUACAGGUUUGGCCAGGUGUCUGACGACUGGAACAACAUCGUCUCAGAAGAUAAGAGAGCUGCUCACAGGAGAAGAAGCCACAUUAGAGAGCUCAAGAUCGCACUGGAGUGGAACAUGGGAGAUAAUUUGAAGAAUGUUGGUUCCCAAACAGUUUUGGUUCUCAUUGGCUUCCACUCAGAUGAAACCAAAUGCAUGCAGGUUUGA
Molecule: messenger RNA, 1401 nt
Organism: Sinocyclocheilus rhinocerous
Lineage: Eukaryota; Metazoa; Chordata; Actinopteri; Cypriniformes; Cyprinidae
Product: F-box only protein 43-like
Exons: 4
Coding region: 1-1401 (466 amino acids)
Biological process (GO): regulation of mitotic nuclear division; negative regulation of meiotic nuclear division
Cellular component (GO): nucleus
Molecular function (GO): protein binding
Source: RefSeq, a predicted model, not a curated record